GCUCCUCUCCAUCCCUCCACUGUGUGAGUCUUAUUCUUUCUCUCAAUGCAGCUGCCAUCCAGGCAGAGCCCCAGCAUGUCCUACAGCAAGUGCUCCUGCAAGCCUCGCCCGCCUCCUCUCUCAUAGCAGCACCGCAAGCCUCACACCUCGGGCGGGACCACUGCAUGCCGGCCUUGGGCUCCGGGACUAACAGCAGCAACGUGGGAAGAACGGGGAGCAGUGUACAAUAUACACGAGAAAAGGAAACAUGGCGAGCGACUCCCCGGCUCGUAGCCUGGAUGAGAUAGAUCUGUCGGCGCUGAGGGAUCCUGCUGGAAUUUUCGAGUUGGUGGAACUAGUUGGGAAUGGAACUUAUGGACAAGUUUACAAGGGUCGCCAUGUUAAAACCGGACAGCUUGCGGCUAUUAAAGUCAUGGACGUCACAGGGGAUGAAGAGGAAGAAAUCAAACAAGAGAUUAACAUGCUGAAGAAAUACUCACAUCACAGAAAUAUUGCCACAUACUAUGGAGCAUUUAUAAAAAAGAACCCUCCGGGAAUGGAUGAUCAGCUAUGGCUGGUAAUGGAAUUCUGUGGUGCUGGAUCCGUCACUGAUUUGAUCAAAAACACCAAAGGCAAUACUUUGAAAGAAGAGUGGAUUGCUUACAUCUGCAGGGAGAUCUUACGGGGCCUGAGUCAUCUGCACCAGCACAAAGUGAUUCAUCGAGAUAUUAAGGGGCAGAAUGUCUUGCUGACAGAAAACGCUGAAGUUAAACUAGUGGACUUUGGUGUUAGUGCUCAGCUUGACAGAACGGUUGGCAGGAGGAAUACGUUUAUUGGAACACCAUAUUGGAUGGCUCCGGAAGUCAUUGCCUGUGAUGAAAACCCUGAUGCAACCUAUGACUUUAAGAGUGACUUGUGGUCUUUAGGAAUAACAGCCAUAGAAAUGGCAGAGGGAGCUCCCCCACUCUGCGAUAUGCACCCAAUGAGAGCCCUCUUUCUUAUCCCUCGGAAUCCAGCCCCAAGAUUGAAAUCAAAGAAAUGGUCUAAAAAAUUUCAGUCAUUUAUUGAGAGCUGCCUUGUGAAGAAUCACGGCCAAAGACCCUCAACAGAGCAGUUAAUGAAACAUCCCUUUAUCAGGGAUCAGCCUAACGAAAGGCAGGUUCGAAUCCAACUUAAGGACCACAUUGACAGAACAAAGAAAAAAAGAGGGGAAAAGGAUGAAACGGAAUAUGAGUACAGUGGAAGCGAAGAAGAAGAGGAAGACAAUGAUUCCGGAGAGCCAAGCUCAAUUUUAAAUCUACCUGGAGAGUCGACGUUAAGAAGAGAUUUCUUGAGGUUACAGUUGGCAAAUAAGGAGCGUUCGGAAGCAUUGAGACGCCAGCAGCUGGAACAGCAGCAACGGGAAAAUGAAGAGCACAAAAGGCAACUACUGGCAGAGAGGCAAAAACGCAUUGAGGAGCAGAAGGAACAAAGGAGGAGGCUGGAAGAGCAGCAGAGAAGGGAAAAAGAAAUGAGAAAGCAGCAGGAGAGAGACAAAAGACGGCGGUAUGAGGAGCAGGUGCGCAGGGAGGAAGAACGAAGGCGAGCAGAACAUGAGAAGGAAUACAUAAGGCGCCAAUUAGAGGAGGAGCAGAGGCAGUUAGAGAUCUUGCAGCAGCAGUUACUGCAGGAGCAAGCUCUACUUCUGGAGUAUAAGCGUAAGCAGUGUGAAGAACAGAGACAAGCAGAACGACUGCAAAGGCAGCUUCAGCAAGAGCGAGAUUACCUAGUUUCUCUUCAGCAACAACAGCAGCAGCGGCAACAAGAACAGAGGUCAUCUGAGAAAAAGCCACUCUAUCAUUACAAAGAAGGGCUAAACCCUGCAGAGAAACCAGCAUGGGCAAAAGAGGUUCAACAGCGAUCUCUUAGUAAUUCGCCUGUACUUCCAGCUAAGCAGCAACAUACCUCUGCAAUCGAGCAGCAGGGGUCAUUGGUAACCAAAGAUGCAUCUGCUAAUUGGCAGCUCUCCAAUAGGCCCAAUUCUCAGAACCUGCAAGCAUCAGGUCGUGUGAAAAUGGACAUCUUAGCUCCAUCCUUGAUAUUGCCUUCAAUUCAGAUUUCCAAAUCAGGGCCCUGGACACAGAAUGAAGUGCAAUCUCUAGAUGAUGAAGUGAGAUACUUACUCCAAGUGAACUCACAAGAAAAUGAACCCGGGAGAAAAUCAGUUACAUCCCUUAAAGGGUCCCGGUCACAAGGAUGUAGCCCAGCCAGGGACUCUGGAUUGUCCAAGGUAGAGGAUCGCUCCAGACUCAAUCGUCAGAGUUCCCCUGCAAUGCCACAUAAAGUAGCUAACAGGAUAUCUGAUCCAAAUCUGCCUCCGAGAUCAGAAUCUUUUAGCAUCAGUGGGGUGCAGCCUGCCCGAACACCUCCAAUGCACAGACCGAUUGAUCCACAGCAACUUCCUCUUUUGGUCUCCGUGAAAACCCAGGGAUCAUCCUUGUCUGCCUCCCAGUCACUGCAUGAACAGUCUGCCAAGGGAAUGUCUGCUUUUCAGGAGGGGAUUAUUUCUCAUCGCCCAGAGAUGCCAAGGCAGAAUUCUGACCCGACAUCUGAAAAUCCUCCUUUACCUCCUCGCAUUGAAAAAUUUGAUCGCAGUUCAUGGUUACGCCAGGAGGAAGACUUUCCACCAAAGGUGCCUCAACGGACAACUUCUAUCUCCCCUGCAUUAGCCCGAAAGAACUGUUCUGGUAAUGGCAAUUCACUGGGAAACAACUUGGCAACCCAUCCUAUUAGAGCAAGCAACCCUGAUUUGAGAAGAACUGAAACAGUCAUUGAAAACCCUAUCCAAAGAAUUAGCAGUGGAAGCUCCUCCAGUUCCAGUACGCCAAGCUCGCAGCCUAGUUCUCAAGGGGGAUCACAACCUGGAUCUCAAGCAGGUUCAAGUGAGAGGAACAGGGCUCGAGCAGGUAACAAUAAACCAGAAGGAUCUCCACUGCUGCCACAUGAAACAUCUAAUUCGAAAGCAGAGGAGAACAGAGAUGUGACACGUCCAAGCCGGCCAGCUAGUUAUAAGAAAGCUAUAGAUGAGGCUGUUAUCUCACAGACAGAGCCCGCGGAUGAUGGAAUGGUCAUGCCGCGGCGAGUGAAAUCUAAAAAAACAGGGGAAAUGGAUCUGACAGCGCUGGCCAAAGAGCUGCGAGAACUCCGAAUUGAAGAGACUAACCGGCCAAUUAAAAAAGUGACUGACUACUCUUCGUCUAGUGAAGAGUCAGAAAGCAGCGAGGAGGAAGAUGGUGAAAGUGAGGCGCAAGAUGGAACCGUACCAGUUAGUGACAUUCCUAGACUCAUAACAACAGGAAUAUCCGAAAAUGAGCCAUAUAAUGUAGGGACACAGGGUAUGGAAACGUCUCAGUCGGAGACAUUCCGAAACAUUUCAAGAGAAGGCACUUUAAUGACGUCCGGAGAUAAAAAACGUUCUGGCCAUGCUGAGAGUAAUGGUUUUGCCAGCCAUAUUAAUCUUCCUGACCUUGUCCAGCAAAGUCACUCCCCGGUGGGUACACCAACUGAGGCUUUGGGGCGAGGUCCUACGCAUGCACAAGAGAUGGAUACUGUGAAUGAAUAUGGCGUGGCAAAUAACACCAAAGCAUCCUUCACUUCAUUUGUUGAUCCAAGAGUUUAUCAGACUUCCCCCACUGACAAUGAUGAUGAAGAGGAUGAAGAUGAUGACGAUGAUGAAGAGUCGUCUGCAACAGCCCUGUUUACUAGCGAACUUCUUAGACAAGAACAAGUGAAGCUGAAUGAGGCCAGAAAAAUAUCAGUGGUAAACGUGAACCCUACCAAUAUUCGUCCUCACAGCGAUACUCCAGAGAUCCGGAAAUACAAGAAACGCUUUAAUUCUGAGAUACUUUGUGCCGCACUAUGGGGUGUAAACUUACUAGUGGGAACAGAGAACGGACUAAUGUUGUUGGAUCGAAGUGGACAAGGAAAGGUCUACAACCUUAUCAACAGGAGGAGGUUUCAGCAGAUGGAAGUUCUAGAAGGGCUAAACGUCCUUGUCACAAUUUCAGGGAAAAAGAACAAAUUAAGAGUGUACUACCUUUCCUGGCUGCGGAAUCGAAUCUUACACAACGACCCAGAAGUAGAGAAGAAGCAGGGCUGGAUUACUGUGGGAGAACUGGAAGGCUGUGUGCAUUAUAAAGUUGUGAAAUAUGAAAGAAUCAAGUUCCUGGUGAUUGCUUUAAAAAAUGCUGUAGAGAUUUAUGCCUGGGCCCCCAAACCAUAUCAUAAAUUUAUGGCUUUCAAGUCCUUUACAGACCUCCAACAUAGACCAUUGCUCUGUGAUCUCACUGUAGAAGAAGGUCAGAGAUUAAAAGUGAUUUUUGGAUCAAGCACUGGAUUCCAUGUAAUUGAUGUUGAUUCUGGCAAUACAUAUGACAUCUAUAUUCCAUCUCAUAUUCAGGGAAACAUCACCCCUCAUGCUAUUGUUGUAUUGCCAAAAACAGAUGGCAUGGAGAUGCUCGUGUGCUAUGAGGAUGAGGGAGUUUAUGUGAAUACCUAUGGUCGAAUAACUAAAGAUGUGGUGCUGCAGUGGGGUGAAAUGCCUACGUCAGUUGCAUAUAUCCAUUCCAAUCAGAUAAUGGGCUGGGGAGAGAAAGCUAUUGAAAUCCGUUCUGUGGAAACUGGACAUCUGGAUGGGGUGUUCAUGCAUAAGAGAGCCCAACGUUUAAAGUUCUUAUGUGAAAGGAAUGAUAAGGUUUUCUUUGCAUCUGUACGAUCAGGGGGCAGCAGUCAAGUGUUUUUUAUGACGCUCAACAGAAACUCCAUGAUGAACUGGUAACGGAACUACCCUGGCACUUCUCUCCAUGGCAUUAUUUCUAAACUACAUUUGGUUUUGUAGAUUGCACAGCCUUGCAGAACAAGCUGCUGACUCUCAGAACCUGCUGUGAAUUUUUGUUCUUGACUCUCAGAAGCAGCUGUGGAGUCCUGUUGUUCUUGACUCACAAGUUGUGUUAUUGCUCUUGGGAUAAAGACCAUUUAGACUGUAUUGCACCUCCAGGCUGGGAACAUGCGUGCUUCUGAGGCCUUCAGACUGUGUUUUAGUGGCUUGUUGACCUUUUCAUUGUCUUAUUUCCUAAAAGAUGAAGAAAAGGUGUUUCAAAUUGAGCCAGUCUGUUGAUAUAUGUCUGCUUGCUCUACCACUAUAUAAAUAAAUAUAUAUAUACAUAUGUUGUACAAUUUAAAGAGACAGCACAACAAUGUACCUUUUCUGAUUUGCUGAAGGCCAUGGCUGUAUAGCUGGGUAAUUUUCUUGCCUUGCCUUCACCAACUUGAACGUUGCUUUUUGUCAGCAACGGCCUAAAAUUUUUAAUAGGGAAUCAACAGUUUCCUCGUCUUUAGGGGAUCGUAAUGUUCAUGGCUAAACUUCUAGCCUUAGUCUAAACAAAUCAAAUGCCAUUUGUCGAGCUGUCUAGCCCGAUAGCUGUCCGUUCAUACAUCCGGAGUGUAUUGGUACAGCGACGGCAGCAGUGAGAUUGGUGCAGUUCACACAGUAGGUAUUAUUUUGUAUAUUAUGCAACAAAUUAGAGCAAAAAAAAUAAAUGAAAGGGAGUAAAACCAAAAUAAUGGUUUGCCUUUGCAUCUCUUAUUGGUACUCUCUUGCACAAGGCUAUUCAGAGUUUAUAGCUGACAUGGCAAUAAUAGGACAUUUGCCAGCACUCUCACAAUGACACUUUGUAGUACUAUUAAAUUAUGAACAGAAAUCAGUACUUUGGGAGGCUGUACUCUGUAAAUCAGGGAUAGGCACAUGUGGCUGUUGGGCUAAUGCCCAAUUACCACUCCUAAUCCUUAUCCGAUGCUUUGAGAACACUGAGGGUUACGGCUCAGUAACAGCACCUUCUAACUCAGCCGUCACUGCUGUAAAUGGACAACCUCAACGUCUGUUCUACCACUGAAUGGAACCAACACUCCACCACCACCUUUGUUUACAGAAACCAACUUCUGCCUGCCAACCUUGUCAGAACAAAAAGUUUUUUGUUUUGUUUUUUUUUUUCUUUCCACCCCGAAUUACCCAACAUACAGUAAAAGACCACUUCUGUGCAAAAAAAAAAAAAAUGAAAAAUAAAAACGUUUAAAAAAAGUGUGUACUUAGUUCAGGUGACAAGUCCUUUAACACAAUUGCUCUAAUAAUUUAAAGAUAAAGUACGUGUAUCAGAAGUUUAUUUUAAUAGCUGCAAGCAUGGCUGGCUGUGGUAAUAGGGUGUUACAUCCACAAAACUGUGUUGCGCUUCUUCUUUUAUUAUUAUUAUUAUUAUUAUCAUUUUUCUUUUUAACCUACCUCGUUUUGUCUCUUUUUUUUGGGUGUCAUUUCUUCUUCUUCUUGUUGAACUGUUGCUUCCGAGAACCUCUACUGUUGGCUUUAACAUGUACUGGGGACAAAGCAAAAGUGUCAGCCAUAAUAAAUACUGCUCAAUGCAAAAUGGCUCAACGAGAUGCUUUUGCAACGAGAUGAAGCGGUUUAGCAGGGAAUGCACCUGGACUGGGCACAUGGUCUCAGCGUACGUCAUGUAGCAAUUCACAGAUUGGAGACGAAGAAAAGCGACGCACUCUGUCAUUAACCAUUUAGUUGCUGUGAUUGUAUUUUGUCGGGUGCUUCAGAACAUUUUGUUGCUAACUGAUGAACCUUUAUAAUGUUAAAGCCUUCAGAAUACACCGUCAAAAUGGUUUUUUUAUUGUAGGUUUUUGGGUAAAGUUAUGAAAUAAAAGGGAUUUAUUGUGUUUGAA
Xenopus laevis (African clawed frog) is the source of this 6738-nucleotide messenger RNA. It is a transcript of the gene tnik.L, whose product is annotated as traf2 and NCK-interacting protein kinase. The coding region runs from base 248 to 4795 and encodes 1515 amino acids. Lineage: Eukaryota; Metazoa; Chordata; Amphibia; Anura; Pipidae. The record is from RefSeq and is a predicted model, not a curated record. Gene Ontology annotation, molecular function: nucleotide binding; transferase activity; protein serine/threonine kinase activity. Gene Ontology annotation, cellular component: cytosol. The transcript has 36 exons.